Messenger RNA from Naegleria fowleri, 825 nucleotides. RefSeq lists its product as uncharacterized. The transcript has a single exon. The record is from RefSeq and is a predicted model, not a curated record. Gene Ontology annotation, biological process: triglyceride biosynthetic process. Bases 1 to 825 code for a protein of 274 amino acids. Gene Ontology annotation, molecular function: diacylglycerol O-acyltransferase activity; long-chain-alcohol O-fatty-acyltransferase activity. Gene Ontology annotation, cellular component: plasma membrane. Lineage: Eukaryota; Heterolobosea; Eutetramitea; Acrasida; Naegleriidae.
AUGUUUAAGCCAUCUUCAAAGAAUCCAAAAGUUGGAAAAGUAUCUUGUUCUUUUAUUUGGUUCAAUGAAUCCAACGAGAAGCAUGAUGCAGACAUGACCCAUGAAACCGACAAAUAUUUCACAGUUGAAGAAUUUAAGCGAGUGGCUCUAUUAUUAAGCCAAAACAAUUCCAACACAGGAAAAGUCAAUGACCUAUUUCUGACCAUAUUCAGUGGCGUCAUUGAUCGAUACAGGUUGAAAAUGAGCUCAGAUCGUGAACCUCGGAAUAAUCUUUCCAGAGAGUACAUUCUGAAAUCGUGUACCUCUCGUUUGGGAAUGGGUGUGAACAUUCGAACGAGCAAGUCCAGAGAAGAAGCUGGCAAUAUUGUGGGAGUGUUGUUUGGAACAUUGCCUUUCGAUAUUCACUUAAAACUUCGAGAACGUUUUUCGAUCAUUCACAAGUAUAUGAAUUUAGCCAAAUUCUUGCCACAACCUUAUUUCAACAGAUAUUUAUUAUGGUUAGCCACUGCCUUAUUACCCAAAUCCUUAGCCGUGUCACUACUCAAUUGGGGAGCAUCCUCUUCUACUUUCACCAUUUCUAAUGUUCAAGGACUUCAUUCUCCUGAAGACGAAAUAUCAUUCAAGUUGCUUGGUCAUGACUUGAUUCAGGGAGUUGGAUUCAUUCCUCUCGUUAAACCCAUUGGAGUGAAUAGCACAUUGAUGUCUUUUAAUGGACGAGUUGGUAUUUCAGUUGUGUGUGACAAGGGUAUUAUUCCAAAUGCUCAUGAAGUGACAGACUGUAUUCGAGAAGAAUAUCUUGCUAUUAGAAAAGAACUGGGUAUAUGA